AUGCCUGACACCCUGGAACUGUUGGUGACUACAGUUAUACAUAGGUUCACGGGCAACGUGAAGCUGAAGGCGGUCAUGGUGCUGGGCGGCGAGGGCGGCACGCACCCCGCGGAGCUGCGCCUCUUCAAGAACAUUCCUCACAUGUCCUUCGACGAUGCGGCCAGGGAACCGGAGCAGACGUUCGCGCUGAGCCGGGAUCUCACGGGAGAGCUGGAGUAUCCCACCAAAAUUGCCCGUUUUUCCAAUGUUUACCAUCUCUCGAUGCACUUUCCCAAGAACUUUGGAGCUGAGACAACAAAGAUUUUCUACAUAGGCCUGAAAGGAGAGUGGACAGAGGCUCGCCGCCACGAAGUGACCAUCUGCAGCUACGAGGCCUCGGCAAACCCCGCGGAUCACAAGCUGGAGCAGAUCACGCCCCAGACUCACUUCAUUUCCUAA
This is a messenger RNA of Tinamus guttatus (white-throated tinamou), 438 nucleotides long. NCBI's taxonomy places the organism in Eukaryota, Metazoa, Chordata, Aves, Tinamiformes, Tinamidae. The record is from RefSeq and is a predicted model, not a curated record.